GUUAUAUGCUAACUUGUUUUACUCACUACUAGAGCGGUUGUUACCACGAGGAUGAAGUUGGAAGUUUGUUCCUACAGCGGUUUCAAAGUUUAUCCGGGACACGGAAAACGCGCUGUACGCAUCGACGGUCGUGGGUUCUACUUCAUAAACAAGAAAUGUGAACGGUCUCAUUUUUUAAAGCGUAAUCCGCGUGAGAUAAGCUGGACGGUGCUCUACCGAAGGAAGUACAAAAAAGGGAUAAGUGAAGAACUUGUAAAAAAGCGAACAAAACGUGUAACCAAGAGUGCUCGAGGUAUUGCAGGGGCAAGUUUAGCUGAAAUCAUGGCUAAACGUAAUCAGAAGCCAGAAGUUCGUAAAGCGAUGCGUGACCAAGCCAUACGUGCAGCUAAAGAAAAACAAAAGCAAAAAGAAAUGGAGAAGAAGGUCGAAAAGAAAAAGCCUCAAGUAGCUCCUUCAAAACAAAAAGCUACUAAGAUCACUCAGAAGGCUGCUCCUAGAGUUGGUGGAAAGCGUUAAUGGAUGUGUGACAAGCUUAUUAUUUUGUGGAAUAAAUUUUUCUUCGUAUUUCAUGUGUUGAGUUAUUAAAAUUGAUUAAUGCCUUGAACCACAAUAUUGUUAGUACAUGAAUAUGCUGUUCAUUUGUGGUACCUGUGCAUCAAAUGUUCAUCUCAGUUGGUUUUUGUAUGGUAAUAUUUCACCUGUGUAGUCGAUUUCAAUAUCAAGCAUAUAGUAAUCACUCAAUGAACUUUUAAUUACGUUAAAGGAUUAAUCCUUUCUUGAUUCCAUUUUAUCUGUCCGCAAACUUUUCAAGGAGGUUGUGUUUCUCCCAAUUCUAGUAGUAAUUCAUUGCAACCAAUGUCGUGAAGAAAAGCUAGAAUCUUGUUGUCCCCUGUACACUUGUUUUUAACCUCAAUGUGGAUGAUUAUUUUCAUGAUUUUAUACUGAUUUCGUGAUAAAUUUUAAAUAGUUUUAAAGUUAUACAGUAGCUCACUAAUAUGUUGCUAUCUUGGUGUGACUCACCUAUGCUAUAUCAAAUUUACAUUAUUCGUAUUGAAUAUUCAGAAAAGUUGUUCUCGACAUACAGCUAAAUAUUUCGGUGGUGAUGUGGAAAUUAUAGAUAUGUUCUUGACACUUGAAGCUGAUUAGCGAGAUGUUUCGCCAUCUGCUUUAUUUCAAUAGGUGCUCUCUUUAAGUGGGUUACUUUUUUUACUCGGGUGUGGCGAAUCACAUUCAUGACCGAUUUCAUGAUGAUCUGAAGGAUUGUGUUUGGCCGAGAAAUAGCUCGACAGCUACUUGAAAAUGUUCCUUAGCAAGGACUGAAAGUAGCGGUAUGGCUUCGAACAAAAAUCUGAGAGUAGCGAAAGUGCGAUGGGAGUAAAUGAAAAGCUUAGAUGAUCGGGAUUGACGUUAAAUUUACUGAUGGUUUCUCGCCUUGAAAAAACUACUGUUCAGAGAGUCGUUCAAAGUUGUUAUUGGCCUACUAUAGCCUCACAACCGAUAAUAAACCGAAAGCAUGUCAUCUUGAGUAAGCUGCCUUUGGUUGCGUUGACUUUACACCUAAGUUAUCGGUCCUUAUAUUAUUUUUGCAAUGUUUCGCCAAAUGCUAGGGUUUAUUUAAAAACAUUAAACUUAUGAUGGCGAUGGGAGUCCUGAAGUUAUCAGUGUAUUUAGUGUUACUAUUAUCAUCAUCAUACAUGAACAACACAAGCUGUCGGCCGAUUAAAUAAUAAUAUUGAUCAUACCUGUAUCUUUUAUUAAGUGACAAUUGGUUCCGUUUUCCUUUUGGUCGUAGGGUUUGUUUGACAAGCUAACUUGAAACUUACGUAUAAGGGUAUAGGCUUGCACCGAUUUAACCUGUUUUAGACUUAGUCCUAAGUGCUUAUAAGUUCAUGUUUAUCGGGUACCGAUCCAAUGUUCAGGAUACUUGGUUGAAUAUCGUUCUUAGUUUUCUUUUCUGAAGACUUAGUAUUUCCUGGAUCUUUUCUAAUGUGACUCGAAAUUGGCCCCAGUGAGCUUUAUUGUAUGUAGGACGCUCUGAC
Schistosoma haematobium is the source of this 2039-nucleotide messenger RNA. It is a transcript of the gene RPL24, whose product is annotated as 60S ribosomal protein L24. Gene Ontology annotation, cellular component: cytosolic large ribosomal subunit. The transcript has 3 exons. Gene Ontology annotation, biological process: cytoplasmic translation. The coding region runs from base 52 to 516 and encodes 154 amino acids. NCBI's taxonomy places the organism in Eukaryota, Metazoa, Platyhelminthes, Trematoda, Strigeidida, Schistosomatidae. Gene Ontology annotation, molecular function: mRNA binding; structural constituent of ribosome. The record is from RefSeq and is a predicted model, not a curated record.